Messenger RNA from Armigeres subalbatus, 4998 nucleotides. RefSeq names its product lateral signaling target protein 2 homolog. The record is from RefSeq and is a predicted model, not a curated record. Gene Ontology annotation, cellular component: early endosome membrane. The transcript is spliced from 5 exons. NCBI's taxonomy places the organism in Eukaryota, Metazoa, Arthropoda, Insecta, Diptera, Culicidae. The coding region runs from base 646 to 3426 and encodes 926 amino acids. Gene Ontology annotation, molecular function: metal ion binding.
UGAAGAAAAUCGUGCUCAGUUUUGCAGUCACCAUCAUCGGAUAACCAACGCGAAAAGUGUGUGAUUUUCUGUCGUCUCCAUCGUCGGUUCAGUCGUGAAUUUUACACUUUCCUCUGUAAUAGCAUCUGAAGACAAUCGUGAAAACCCCUCUUGGCCAACUAUCGAGUGAAUCAUUUUGUAAUUUGAAUACGCUGUGGUGUGGAUUCCAGGGACGGAAAACAAAACAGACCGUCUGUGGAGCAGCCAGGCAGGCCAGACCGUGAAAGCAAAUUAAAUUGAAGAAAAAAAUCUGUCCUCGUUCAUCUAAUCGUGUUUUCCAUGAAGAAAAUGUGCACAGUGCUGCCGAAGGCUUUCGAAAGAGUGCCCUAAAUACUUGGUGAAGUGAAGCAGCAGUGAAGAAUAACAAACCUGGGAAAAGGUCUAACGAUGAUCAUCUUUUGACAAAAGUUCUUAAAUUGGUACAUCAUACGUUGCUUUUGGUUUGUUUCAAUUCAAGAUUGAUUUUAGUGGCCACGGUUAAAAAUCGCAUAGAUUGCAGUUUGAUUUUCGAUAUUUUCAAUAACUAAAGAAGGAGAACACCUGGAAUAAAAACAAACUGGUGAAGCAGUUCGUCUGCGCAAAAAGGAUCACUGAAGGAGAGUCACGAUGGAUUCGCUGCGAAAAUGGUUGAAUAAACCAAAGGCUGAUGAUAAAUCGUUGCUAGCAAGAUUCUACCAUGCAGACAGAGCUCUUACCGCGGUUGCUAGUGAGUUGGAUAGUUUUGAUGGACGCGCAGAACCAGUACGAUGCACCCGAUUAGUAGGUCGGUUACGACAAGGACAGGACCGUGUGUUGGCUAUCACGAACCAAAUCAUGGACGAGCUUCUGGGCGAAGAUCGAGCUCCACGUGCAUUCCGUGCCAAAUUUCCGGAAGAAGUGCUACAAGAAAGUCUGGCCGGUCAGCUGUGGUUUGGGGCGGAGUGCCUCGCAGCCGGAUCAUCCAUCAUGAAUCGCGAGGUGGAAAGUGCCACGAUGCGACCCCUGGCAAAAGCCGUUACGAAAAGCUUGGACAACGUUCGAAAUCUGCUGCGAGAGCAGUGCCUGCGGAACAACACACCAAACAGUUUGACGCUGCGGUUAGAUGUGAACGAUGCCGCGACGGAACAGUUGUACGAAAGUUUGAAGAUUUUCGACCGCCUGUUUGCAGAAUUUGAGUUGCUAUACGUCAGCGCGAUGGUACAAGUCAAAUCGAAGCAAGAAUACGAAAUGCAAGAACUGAUAUGUGUGCUUUUCUCGGAAACGUUGCAACGGGCACUCAAAAUCGGUCUGCUCGAGCAGGAACAGGUAGACUCGUAUGACCCGGCGUUGAUGUUUUCAAUUCCACGGUUGGCUAUCGUCGCCGGGUUAGUUAUAUUCAAGGAUGGGCCGCUAAACAUGGAUCAACCGGCGGAUAACAUUUCGGAAAUGUUUCGUCCAUUUCGAAAACUGUUGAUCAAAAUGCGAGAUCUGCUUCGAACGCUAACCAAACAUGAGCUAUAUCAGUUGGAAAAAUUGCUGUGCACCAACGAGGAAAUUAGUCUGAAGGAAGAAAUAAUCUGUGAUGCAAACGAAAAUGAUAACAGCGGUGUCUCGCCAAAGGAAGACGAAGUUGUUAUUGUGACAACCAAUGUUAAUAGUAGUAACAGUUGUGAUAGUCGAGUUGAAGAUUCAUUAGAUGAUAAUCGGCGGCACGAUUCGAAUGCCCGAACCAAUCGGAACAAUAGUUUAUAUAGUACCCCUAUUGUAGAUUGUAAUCGAAUACAGGAUGCAGAGGACGAUUUGUCCGAAAAUGAUGACGAAGACGAUCCUAGCAGUAUUCUGAAAGACAGUCUAGUGACGUCGGAUUGCGCAUCGGGAUAUUUAAUUCCGAACACAAAUUUUGGUAACUUACUACAGACGAAUGAAGCGCCUUUGACAGACAGUUUUAUUGCAACAGACGAAGAGCUGAAGCUGGAUACUUCAUCUAAUGCUCGGAUAGAACAGAUUUUGUCAGAAACUAAUCAAAAACUUGCAGAUUCUGGGCUUGGUACAGCCAACCCAAGUGUAGACAAUUCUCCCGAAUCGGAUACAGAACAUCCGGUUACGACCCGCGUAAUAGGAGAAUCCUCAGAAGACGAAGGAGAAGUGGAUGAGUACGACAAUGAAGAAGGGGACGAAGAUAGCGACGGUACACUUUGUGAUAGCCAAGUCACAAGCUUGUCAUUGAUGGAUCCUAGUUCCAGCGCUGGCGCAUCGCAUUCUGGGAAGCAGCAACGUAAUCAUAGGCAACACAAUCAUCACAGACAUCGUCGAUCGGGUGGAAGUGUGAUAUCGGCUACCACGGGCCGAAAAUAUAACUCCAAGCAUCAUCGGUCGAGUGCUUCCAGUACGUCGUUGGUACCAGUUGCCAGUAAUCAAAGCACGUCGUCGAAGACAUUCUCUAGCUGUGAUACAUCUCCGUCAUCUGGUAAUCAAAGCGAAUGCAGUAGCACCAGUAGCACGAACGGUGAACCCUCGCAAGAUGUGGCAAUCGCUAUUCGGGCAGCAGGAAGGAUCAAAUUCAAAACCACGGAAAACUUGCUGCACAGGCUGUUUGUAUGCAUAGCAGGGGUCGCCGAUCAGCUGCAGACCAACUUUGCCGCUGACCUACGCCAGAUGCUCAAGAGUGUGUUCAUCAUAAAUUCAUCGCCUCCAGAACCCGAGGAGCCGCCAGAGCCGGCCACAACAUCAAGUGAUAAACCUAAGGAACCGGACCCAACGGAUCUGUUUGAGUUCCGAGCUAGUGAACAGGAUGUGAUAACACCUGGUCAAAACAGUGGUGGAUCGAGUCAAAGCAUUUAUUCAGCCGAGGAAGUGAAUCCAGAAGAUCCCCAUGACUCAGUAUUUGGUUCACCAGGUUCCUCCCCCCUUAGAGCGGCUUCUGCUCCGCGUACGAUGAUGACCACUUCAGAAAGUGGUAGCGUAACAGUAAAUGUGUCUGUUUCAGUUGUUACUGGCGGUAGUUCUGGCUCCAGUCGAAGCACCCAAGAAAGGAGCGUAAGCCUAAGUGAAACGUCGAUCGUUGUAGAAGGAAAUAGUGGCAGCGCAGGUUCAAAUCUACGUGAUAGCCACAGGAGACACAGUGCAAUUGGGUCAAAAGGAGAAUACGGUCGUAGUCGCUCCAGCCCAAAUAGUCCGGUCAAUGGAGUAUCAAUUGAAGAACGACGCAUGCCAGAGGCGCCUCCUCGUUGGAUUCCCGAUGGGGAUGCACCACGCUGCAUGGCGUGUGCCUCAUCUUUUACACCUUUUCGAAGACGACAUCACUGCCGAAAUUGCGGCGGAGUUUUCUGCGGUGUGUGUUCGAGCGCCUCGGCGCCACUACCCAAAUACGGACUGACCAAGGCGGUACGGGUUUGCCGAGAUUGCUACGUUCGUGAAGUGGGAACUUAGAUGUUUGCAACGUCAUAAGCUAUAAUCCCUUUCAGUUAUCUGUUAUUAGUUUUCGAGUGUGGCAAGUUAUUUUUAAUGUAUAUUGUAAAGCUUGUUUUUGGUUUUUUAUUACCUAACUAUGACUUGUCUAUAAACAUAUUUGUACUUUACAUUACAUAAACUGAAAUAAGAAAAUCAGCUGAUUAUGUUUUCUAUUGAUAAUCUUGAAACUUAUUAAAACAAAUAGCCAAUUUCUCCAUUCAAAGGAUUUGUACAGACCGGUAUUAACAUUCUUUCAUACUACCAAUUGCGUGAGAGGUGUUAGAUAAAUGUGUUCAUUUGGAAUUUUCUAUUCUAUGAAGAUCAAAACGUACAUUUGAAUACAAACAAAUAUUUUCAAAUCAUUGAAUACCUUUACGUAACUUUAAUGUAUAUUUUAUAACAUUUCACCAGAAUAUUAUAGUUUGUUCAUUUCUUUACAUAGAAUUUUACAAGUACUCGUGGUAUGGCCAUGCAUUUUAUAUUAGAAAUGCGCAGUUUAUUCAUCAAUAUAUUCCUAAUGUAUUCAAAUGUACAUAUUGACCAUAGUGUUCUAUCUAUCACAAAACAUAAAACAUAACAUUUAUAGUGCUUGAGUAUUAAGUCGUACUUUAGUUGCUAUAUUUUUUGAUAUGUAACUGCAACUAGGCAAUCCCAUAAUCUAAAGAAAUCAAUCAAAACUUAUAUCGACGAAAAGUAACAUUAGACUUGUUAUCUAGGCACUAUAAAAAUGAUCCAAUCUUGGUCUCACAGGUAUUUCAAAUUGCCCUGUUUUAUGAACAAAAUAUGACAAACUCAUUAUGAUACAUUCCUUCUCAAAGCGAUAAAACCCAAAUCAUUGGAUCUGAAAGACUUAUAUUAUUGAGACAAUUUUUUGCAGCUAUGGUUCAAAAUUCAGUAUACUUUAGUUACAUAUUCUCUAAUGUUGUUCUGUAAACAGGGAUUAUCAAAAUCACAACGUAAACAAUAGUAUAAUUUCAGUUUAUCUUUUUUGCAUAGCUCAAAGUUUCUUUUAAAGUUAGUAAUCAAGAUAUGGUUAGCAAAGAAACGUGUAUCAUGUAGCAUAACACGCGUUAAAUAAGCACUGUUUUGACUAAAGUAUUGAAAAUCUAACAAAUAUAAUCAUAUUUUUAUAAAAAACGGAAAUGAUAAUGUUUUGUGACUGCAUACCAAUGCUGAAAACUAUUCGAGUGAUAUCUUUUUUACAAGGAAAACUAAAACAUUUUAUUAUUUCCGAUAACAAGGUAGUUCAAUACUUUUGUGAAUAGAACGAAAUUAUUAAGAAAAAAUCAAACAAGCGUGGGUAUAUUUCAUAAAAACAACAAAAAAUCAAAAGAAAAAAAACAUGUAUCAUCUACUGUAUAUCUCAAACAAGAUUGAAAUGAACAUAAUGCAAGUUAAAUAAGUCAACCCCCUAAUAUCUGUUAAAGAAAAAUGGUGAGUCAUAAGCUAAGGUACAUUGUGAUUGUGUAAGCAUUGCGGCAAUGUUAUAAAUGCAGGAAAGCGAAGAAAUUGCUAAAAAAAAUCAUUAAAAAGCCAAUUGUUUCCAAAGUA